GCCACCAUUGGGAUUGACUUCUUGUCAAAAACCAUGUACUUGGAGGAUCGUACGGUGCGGCUGCAGCUCUGGGACACAGCCGGCCAGGAGAGGUUCCGCAGCCUGAUUCCCAGCUACAUCCGGGACUCCACCGUGGCUGUGGUGGUGUACGACAUCACAAAUCUCAACUCCUUCCAGCAGACCUCUAAGUGGAUCGACGAUGUCAGGACAGAGAGGGGCAGCGAUGUUAUCAUCAUGCUGGUGGGCAACAAGACGGACCUGGCCGACAAGAGGCAGAUAACUAUCGAGGAGGGGGAGCAGCGCGCCAAAGAACUGAGCGUCAUGUUCAUCGAGACCAGCGCAAAGACCGGCUACAAUGUGAAGCAGCUCUUCCGACGUGUGGCGUCAGCUCUGCCUGGAAUGGAGAAUGUCCAGGAGAAAAGCAAAGAAGGGAUGAUCGACAUCAAGCUGGACAAGCCCCAGGAGCCUCCAGCCAGCGAGGGAGGCUGCUCCUGCUAAUGCAGCCUGCCCGGCCGGCUUCCUUUAACACUACUCGCUUGUUGUGUUGCUUCCUAUUGGUUAGCUUCCUAAGGGGGGUGGGAAAGGAGCUUAUCAGGAUGGGAGGAUUUUUCUUUUCUGUCUCUGGGAGUAGGGUGGGGUGGGGAGGGAGGCUGGGCAUCAGGGAUCACGUCACUCUUAACAGCUGUUACUUAAACAACUAUUUUUUGGUUUGGUUGUAAUAUAUUGUACUUUAUUAAGAUUGCCAAAAACUGUUAAAAUUAAAAAAAAAAAAUUUAAAUCAUGUGUAUACAACUUUUUGCCAGAUAAAAAUGUAGUCAUUUUUAUUUAAAAUAUGUGCUUUUUGUUUUUGUAUAUUUGUAAACUUACAGAGAACAUUUUCCACACACCUCCUCCUUCCUGCCCUCUUUGAAUGGUUCAUCACCUCUGCCCUCCUUCCACCCCAGCCCGAUAAAUUACAAUUAAUGGGGCAACUUAAUUAGGCUCCAAUCCCAGGCCCCACCCACCAAACAGGCCCUACCUGGCUAAAUCAAACACUGAACAAAAGAGCCUCUAAAGAGGCAACUUUUAAUUCUGUCCUCCUUCUGUGGCCAGAGUGGGACAUCAGCCAUGGUCCUGAGCUGAAUUAAGGCCUUGUGGACGGCAGGGAGCCCAGCGGGAGGCCUUACUGGAAUUACUCCUGCCUCUCCCUUCCCCUCCCUGACAAGCCUUGAAGGGGUGGAGAGUACUUGCCACAGGCAGCCUGUGUCCUCUGUGGCCCCCUCAGUGAUUGGCAGAGCAAGAGGUCGUCGGAAGGAAGGACGGGGCGCUGUUGGCAACUAUGGGCUUGUACAAGUAGAUCUGUGGUUCAUAGCCUUGGGGCACCAUGUGUGUUUCUGAAGACGUUCUAACCAAUCUUCCCAGCGGUCAGCACCCAUGUCUGGGUUGAAUCUAAGGGAAGGGCCAAAAGAAACUCAUUGUGUGCUGCCCGGAAGCCCUCGUCCUUACACGACAGGGAAGCUAGAGCCUGUAUCACACGGUGUUUGUGACUGGGGAAGGGGGGUCGACCGCAGUACCGCCACCUUGAAGACUCAUGUUCAGAUCCUCGGUUGCUAAUACUGUUGAGUGCUGUUCUGGAAAAGCUGACUUGCCCCACCGGCAUCAUGCAGUUGUAAUCAUUGUGCACGUACCUUUGAGGAUAUUGUAGCAGCGCUCUGGUUGCCUGAGGGUGCUGCUGACGUGGGGUCUCCAGAAGGCUGCCCAGAGAGAGCCAUCCUUGCCAUUUCGACUCCUUUCUGAGAAGGGCUUAGUCCUGAGGGCCUGUAAAAGUCUCUCAAGAGAAUUCUAAGUGAUGUAACCCAUGGGGCCGCGUUCCAAAUAGACCCAGACGUACUGAACCGAGCCUGCAUAGAGCCAGGCAGUAGGCAGCAACUCUGGCCCAAAACCCUGCCCUCCAAGCUGGCAUUGUCUCUGCCUCCAGACUGCUGUCGGGCGUGUCCUAGGUGAGCUAAAUGACCAUCUGGGAGUGGGUGGGGUGGGGUGGGAUUCCUCCACAAAGCAGGACUCCAACAAGUUAUUGCAGUGAAUUUUGGAACUUCUCAGAAACUAAUCCAAAAUGGCAGCCAAUAAGUAGACAGGACUCACUGGUAUUUGUCCGGUGGGCCUGUCACACACUCUCAGCUUAAGGAGACUAUAUGACAGAGCUGUUGUUUAGAGAGGAAUUUAUCUUCAGGUGAAGAAGAGAGGAAGCAGGAUUCUCACUGAGCUCCUCUUCCAGAAGGCAAAGACUGAUGUAUGAACGUAAUUCCAGUGUCAAUGUGUUUAGUUUUUAUAUGUGUGUACAUAAUUAUAUAUAGAGAUAGACUUGUGUAUACACCUUCCACACACAUUCUCACAGAGAUACACGUGCUCAAUGUAUAUUCUUGUUUUUCCUGCUCUCAAGUUGGAACUUGCAUUGUGAUAACAGUUUUGGAAAUUCAAAAGUACUGCAACGUGUUGAAAUAAGAAAUACUUAAUAUUGUCAAAAAACUUGUGAUUGUCUUGCCAUCAAUAAACUAAUGCAUAGAUGUGUUCAACUACAGGCAAAAAUAGCCAUGGGAAUAUGUGCACCAUUUCUCUCUCUACUUAUAUGCAUCGGUGUGCAUGCCCAUGUGGGCCAGUCCCUCCCACCAUGGCACCCCCGCCCCCAAGUGGUGCUUGUUGGAAGAGUGCUUACUUACCUCGUGAGAAUUUAUAGGAGUCCAUGUUACAACGUCCGGCCUGGUUGGCAGUGAGGCCCGUUGCUUUUGGCCUCUGGGACAGCCCCAUUUGCUGGGAUCUGCAUUGGGUCCCAGGGAAUGAAUGUAUGGUGGAUUCUCAUUUUCUUGGUACUAAAGAGUAGCUUUUCUUAAACAUUCCUGUAAAAACAAAGGAGAAACUCCCAUUCCCUUCUCAUGUGCACACAUAGUUAAGGCACCACGAACACUUUUUUCCAUCAUAGCCUAGGAACAGUGAGAGAUGCGGUAGAUGUCACAUGGCUUGAUGUGGCCUCGGUGAGCCCUGCCUUCCUAGCAUGUACACAAGGUCCUCUCUCGAGUCCAGGCUCUCCCCAGCCCUGCAGGCUUGAGGCGAGGGCAGUUGUCUCCUCUUGCCCUCCCGUCUUAGUGGUGCCACGCCAUUCCAUGACCCUCCUUCUCUCAGGCCUGAUUCCCAUCCCUCACUUCCUGGCCUGUUGAGGUAGCCAGAUCUCUUGCACAGAAGUGGGUUGGUUCCUUGGCUCUCAUGUUGAGCAGCUGCCAUCACUGUUCUCUUGCCUGUAGGUGGUAUCUUGACUUGGGAUUUAAGGUUCAGUAAUAAAAUGAUCAGAUUCCCUUGAAGAAGAGGGGAUGAAAUUGCCUCCACAUCCCCAGCGAGUGUGACAUCCCAGCCGAAUCCAGAUGGGCUAGCCUGAGGCAAAGCCAUCGUUCAGUCCCCUCCCUAAGGAGAUGGCCAGAGUCCUCUUCAGGCCCUUUUUCUUUUUUUGGGGGGGGGGGUGUCUCAAAAGAUGUCAGUAAAGCCCCUAUUCCACAGGCAUCUGAAAAACAGCGUAAGAUGCAGGAGCAGAUAGCGUGUUUAGAAAUGCACACACGUGCCAGAGUGAGGGUGUGAUGUCAGCAGCUUAAGUGUGAGAAGUGCGGCGUAGAGUCUGCGUCAGCAAGCCGGGCUGUUGUGAGCAAGCCCCUCUAGGUCAGAGGCCUCUCUGCCGUCACUGUCACCGCUCUCUUCUGUCUGCAUGCUCCCGGGUCUGAGGGGCAAGGCCAGGUGGUUCAAGAGUCUCAGGCAACAGAAACAAGAACGAAAACGGCAGCAGCUAAGCGUACAGACUUAUCUCGAGUGCAGCGUCUCCGGCCUCUCAACGGCAAGCCGGCGCUGGGAGCCCCUGCCCUCAAGGACCAGCUGUGACAGAACGGCGCCGCUGGCUUCGGUGUCCUGCAGGCACAGCAGCCUCAUUCCUUCACACGGCAGAAGGCAGGUGAGGGUGUCAGGAUGUGAGGACAGGUAGCCAAGGACCGAGUCCCAUCCGAGCCACGUGAGGGGCAGCCGAGCAGAGAAGUUUUUGUGCGUCAACCAAGCAGGGCUGUACGCUCACUAAUUUCCAAACUACCUCUCCCCCGAGCACGUGCGGCAUCGCCCCCUAGCUACGGCAGCAGGACGCGGCGGUCUCAGAGGCAGAGAAGGGCCACUUGCUUCUGGUCACCCAGCGAGCCAGAAGCGGUCAGAGCCAAGGUGUUUCCAUUCUUCAAUCAUCGCCAACCUGGGUGUGCAGAUGUGACCGUGCACUUGCACGUAAAGGGCUGCCGGGCACGGGGGCUCCUCAGACCACCUCUGCUGAGGACUCUGGCCAGCAUAGCUGAGUGAGCUGGGAAAGAACGCAUGUCCAUUUCACACUCCUCCAUUGCCAAGAAGGGCCAGUCCCCAAGUCCACUCUGAUUGUCAAUGGGCACCCACAGACCAGGGCACCCUUUUGAGUUUUUGUUUGAAAUGAACUAUCUAGGUGUUCCAAAACCUUGGGCUCUCAUGUGUAAACUCUUCGGUGCCAGAUCCCUGUGUGGCUGACACUCCCCGCAGGGCAUGGCUUAUCCUUGCAGUGGGGUUUGGAAACUUCCUCCCAGUGGGAAGCCUCCAGACGCGGAAGGCCAGCUUGCAUCGUGUGGUGUGUCAGCUUGUCCCCUCACUUACCUGCACCCAUCCCCUUGAAAGUGGUUGGCCAUGAGGAACACAGAGGGUGGCAUUUCCAUCGUUUACUGGCUCAGCAGGCAUAAAUGGCCACAUUGACUUUACAUAAAAACUGUGUAAAAUGUGGAAGACUCAGCAUGUUGAGCAAACAAUAAACUGUCCUGAUUCUCAACACAAAA
Messenger RNA from Leptonychotes weddellii (Weddell seal), 4850 nucleotides. The record is from RefSeq and is a predicted model, not a curated record. NCBI's taxonomy places the organism in Eukaryota, Metazoa, Chordata, Mammalia, Carnivora, Phocidae.